CUUAACGAUUUCCUGCAACCCUAAUCCAUUUAAGUUUGUCGCUCGCUUCUAACCCACAGCCCUCCCACCUCUAAAACAACAGGAGACACAUACAUCAGAAGCCAUGGAAGUGGAAUCACAGCAACAGCAGCAGCAACCCCCCACCAAGAACCAAAUAAGCAAACACUUGAGAUGGUUCCUCAUGGCCCUAAACUUCACCAUCAUGGUCAUCGGUACCGCCGUCGGCCCCCUCCUCCUCCGCCUCUACUUCCUCAAAGGCGGCACCCGGAAAUGGCUCUCGAGCUGGCUCCAGACCGGCGGGUGGCCUCUUCUCUUCAUCCCCCUCGCCAUCUCCUACGCCCACCGCUGCCGCUGCGGCGGCGGGAGACCAAUCAAGCUCUACCUCAUGACACCACCUCUCUUCCUCGCCUGCACCGUCCUCGGCCUCCUCGUCGGCCUCGACGAUUUCCUCUAUGCCUAUGGGUUGUCGUACCUCCCGGUAUCGACAUCAUCGAUCCUUAUAUCGAGUCAGCUCGGCUUCACCGCUUUGUUCGCUUUUUUCAUGGUGAAGCAGAAGUUUACGUCCUUCUCCGUGAACGCUGUGGUGCUGCUGAGCAUCGGAGCGGUGAUAUUGGGUUUGCAUGCAAGCGGGGAUCGGCCCAAGGGGGAGUCGAACACGCAGUAUUAUUUGGGGUUCUUUAUGACGCUGGCUGCGGCGGUGCUGUAUGGGUUUAUUCUGCCGCUGGUGGAGCUGACCUACGCCAAGGCUAAGCAGGUCGUUAGCUAUACGUUGGUCAUCGAGAUGCAGCUGGCGAUGGGAUUCUUUGCCACGGUUUUUUGCACUGUGGGGAUGCUGGUGAACGGCGAUUUCCACAACAUCCUGGUUCACUGCAGGUUAUCCCGAGAGAAGCCCGCGAGUUUGAGCUGGGCGAGGCAACGUACUACGUGCUGCUCGUCUGGUCCGCCAUCCUCUGGCAGUUCGUCUUCUUGGGGACGGUGGGUGCCAUCUUCUACGGCUCCGCCCUGCUCGCCGGGAUCAUCAUGGCCGUCCUUGUCCCCGUUUCGCAGGUCCUCGCCGUCGUCUUCUUCCACGAGCCCUUCAGCGCAGAGAAGGGUGUGGCGCUCGCGCUGGCGCUCUGGGGCUUUGCCUCCUACUUUUACGGCGAGUUCCUCAAGAGCAAGAAAAAAAACCCAGUGGUGGACCCCGGACCUCCGGCUUCCGGGAAUAAUUAAGACCUGCUUUGUCUUUUUUUUGUCGAAUUUAAUACGUGGAUGGAUACGGAGGUCUAGUUGUGAGGUUUGUGGGGAAUAUAGAAGAUUAGAAUUAAUGCCCAGUGACAUCGUAUUGUAAUCAAAAUUUGCUUAGAUAUGUGAUGGUUUCCUUGGUUGAUGACUAAUUUGGAAGUAUGUGAAAG
Elaeis guineensis (African oil palm) is the source of this 1394-nucleotide messenger RNA. RefSeq names its product purine permease 3. The record is from RefSeq and is a predicted model, not a curated record. Gene Ontology annotation, molecular function: purine nucleoside transmembrane transporter activity. NCBI's taxonomy places the organism in Eukaryota, Viridiplantae, Streptophyta, Magnoliopsida, Arecales, Arecaceae. Gene Ontology annotation, cellular component: membrane.